AUGAACAGUCACACUCUAAGACACCCAUCCUUGAGCAACACACUGAGGUCUUCAGAGACCACGCAUAUCUCGAUUGGUGGGAUAGCUCUAGCUCUGGGUUCGAGUCACUUUUGUGAUGGUGAAUGUCACGGCUAUCUGGACUAUUGCGGUCUUCCCGGGUCCGUACCACCACGGCACCGAUCGGUUCACAAUACGGCAUGUGCCAAACGUCUUGUCUACGCGUUCUACAUUUGUGCCGCCCUGUUCCUUCUCACCAGUUUCCUAUUCAUGCCUCUCCGUUGGCUGGCACGUCGUGACCCCGUAUGUACUGGCACCGGACCGUGCUGUUCCCGUUUCAAACGUCAGAGAUCAGCUACGUCCGGUCCGGGGAACAGUCCGGAUCUGAAUCUCGUCUGUCCAGAUGUAUUCCCUAUGGGCUCAAUGUAUUCCAUACGGGGAGUGCAAUAUGAUCCACAACAAACACAAACCACCCAGAUCUUGGUGGAAAGCAUAGAGAAAAUCAAGCGUAAUGUUGUCGUACUGGUUACCCCCCCCCCUCUGGUCGCUGCUCCACCUGAAAGCACUGGAUAG
Molecule: messenger RNA, 570 nt
Organism: Echinostoma caproni
Lineage: Eukaryota; Metazoa; Platyhelminthes; Trematoda; Plagiorchiida; Echinostomatidae
Source: the annotation of a GenBank genome assembly